CAGGAUAGGAAUUGGCUACAAGGUCAGUCAAGGUUAUGUUUGCCUGGCAACUCUUCCAACUCUUGAUGGAAAUUCGCUCCUAAACCUCUCAAGGUAAAUCUGGGAAACUGUAACUCACGCACCACUUCUACACGUCUUCCGUGGCUCUAAUUUAUCUGGUCGCCUCAGUUGUUGCACGAAGGCGGCCGGGCCCGAGUAUUGCAAUGCUUUCUAGGAAGCGGCAGAUGGAGCCACUAUCCCGCCUUUUCCCUUACAGCAACAAGGAGGCAACUUCCCGGGCAGCUAUCUGGGGUCCUUAGGCGCUUUACCUUGCUUUGUAUUGAUACUUCCUGCACGGCUCUAAUUUCUCGGCGAGGCGCGCUGGGGAUCGAGUAACUUGAAGGCGAGCAUGCACCACCCGCCUCGGGGAUACGCUAGUCUUUGGCACUCUCGUUUCUGCGGCUGCUUCGAAGGGAGGCGUCCCGGAUAAGCCCCUGGCAGAAGGAGCGAGGGCAGCACUUUCCCUUCUUCCGCCCGCCUGCCUUGGCAGAGCAAUGAGUCCCGCGUUCGAGCGAGAGACCGACACUGUCCUCGGGGCUUAAAUCGCUGGCUGCUCGCCCCCGCGAAUAUGACUGGCCCUCUCCCGAGCAGGUGAGGGGAGAAGCACCACCAGCGGGGUUAUGGAGCUGCACGAGGUCAACGAAAAGGGCUCGAAUGGCGGGGGUGCCUCUGCUGCCGCCGCCGCCGCCUCUUCCUCCGUUGGCUCCAGUUCGCCGUCCACCGCUAGUUCGGAGACGUCCGUGUGCCCGGAGCCGGACAAGAUCUCCACGCUGGGACGAAGGCAUAGCAAAAAGAGGUUUGGGCUCAAGAUCUUUGGGCGCAGACUCCAUCUGUCUCACAGGGAUGUCCUGUCUUGUCCUCAGGGCAGCCAACCUGGUCAUUGGGGAGUCCACAGGAUAAAGCACAGGCCAGCAAUAUAUAAAAAAGCCAUUGCCAAGUCGGGACUCCAGCACAUGGUAGCCCAGCCAACCCCCACAUUCGCCUUAAGAAGUGACUCAGAGAGGGAGAUUCGUAACUCUGUUGAUUGGAGUGAAACUGCAGUUUAUGGGGAGCACAUCUGGUUUGAAACCAAUGUCUCUGGGGACUUCUGCUAUGUGGGGGAACAAAACUGUGUGUCAAAAAUGCUGCAAAAACCUAUGUCCAAGCGAAAAUGUGCAGCCUGCAAAAUUGUAGUCCACACACCCUGCAUAGAACAAUUAGAAAAAAUUAAUUUCCGAUGCAAGCCUUCCUUUAGAGAAUCUGGAUCAAGGAAUAUCCGGGAGCCUACUGUUGUGCGGCAUCAUUGGGUACACCGGAGACGCCAAGAAGGGAAAUGUCGACAAUGUGGAAAGGGUUUCCAGCAGAAAUUUGCCUUCCACAGCAAGGAAAUUGUAGCCAUCAGCUGUUCCUGGUGUAAGCAGGCAUACCACAGUAAAGUUUCAUGCUUCAUGCUGCAGCACAUUGAAGAGCCCUGUUCACUGGGGGCACAUGCUGCUGUUGUCAUCCCUCCCACCUGGAUUUUGCGUGUCCGUCAUCCCCAAAACCCUCUGAAGUCAAGUAAGAAGAAAAAAAGGACUUCCUUCAAACGGAAAUCUAGCAAGAAGGGACCUGAGGAAGGAAGAUGGAAACCCUUUGUUAUCAAGCCCAUCCCAGCACCUCUCAUGAAGCCGCUGCUUGUGUUUGUGAAUCCCAAGAGUGGUGGGAAUCAGGGAACAAAGAUAUUCCAAUCUUUUAUGUGGUAUCUCAACCCUCGGCAAGUUUUUGAUCUCAGCCAGGGAGGUCCCAAAGAAGCGUUGGAGUUGUAUCGUAAAGUGCACAACUUACGGAUUCUGGCUUGUGGAGGAGAUGGCACAGUGGGAUGGAUCCUGUCAAUUUUGGACCAGUUACGCCUGAACCCUCCACCUCCUGUAGCCAUUCUUCCUUUGGGGACAGGAAAUGACCUAGCAAGAACACUGAACUGGGGCGGGGGAUAUACUGAUGAACCGUUGUCAAAAAUCCUGUCUCAUGUAGAAGAGGGAGAAAUUGUGCAACUUGAUCGCUGGAAUCUACAGAUAGACCCCAAACCCGAGGGAAAUCCAGACGAGAAGGAUGAAACAGCCACAGAUAAGCUCCCUCUUGAUGUCUUCAACAAUUACUUCAGCCUUGGUUUUGAUGCUCGAGUGACACUGGAAUUCCAUGAAUCUCGAGAGGCCAAUCCAGAGAAAUUUAACAGUCGAUUUCGGAAUAAAAUGUUCUAUGCUGGGACAGCGUUCUCUGAUUUUCUCAUGGGGAGCUCUAAAGACUUAGCGAAACACAUCAAAGUGGUGUGUGAUGGAACAGAUCUGACUCCCAAGAUCCAAGAUCUUAAGCCUCAAUGCCUCGUCUUCCUAAACAUUCCAAGGUACUGUGCAGGCACUAUGCCUUGGGGCAACCCUGGAGAACAUCAUGACUUUGAACCCCAGCGACAUGAUGACGGCUGCCUUGAAGUCAUUGGCUUCACCAUGACCUCGCUGGCAGCACUGCAAGUGGGCGGCCAUGGAGAGCGGCUGCACCAGUGCCGGGAGGUGGUACUUACCACAUCCAAAGCCAUCCCCAUGCAGGUGGAUGGGGAACCUUGUAAGCUGGAAGCUUCCUGCAUACGCAUUUCACUGCGCAACCAAGCAAACAUGGUGCAGAAGACCAAGAGGAGAAAUUCCAUGCCUCUAUUGAAUGAUCAACAACCAGUUCCAGAACGGUUAAGAAUCCGUGUAAGCCGAAUUGGCAUGCAUGACUAUGAGGCACUUCAUUAUGACAAGGAGAAACUCAAAGAAGCUUCCGUGCCUUUAGGAAUUAUUGUGGUUCCAGGAGACAGCGAUUUGGAAUUAUGCCGGACCCACAUUGAAAGGCUUCAAGAGGACUUCCCUUCUUGCACUUCCACUAUUCAGAAUCUAUUUCCUCAGGAGGGAGAUGGAGCCAAACCAAAGACAUUUUCAUGCCAGAAGCUCUCCCCCAAAUGGUGCUUCCUAGACUCAACCACAGCAGACCGUUUUUAUAGAAUAGACCGUGCCCAGGAACAUCUUAAUUAUGUAACAGAGAUCUCCCAGGAUGAGUUGUUUGUGUUAGACCCAGAACUGGUGCGCACUCAAACAGUGGGCACAUCUGCCAUGCCUGAUCUUGUUGAUGUUCCCUCAACACCUACAAAGCAACACCUUCCUCUCCCAAUUUCACCACCAUCUACACCAGUCUCCAGCUCAGCAGUGGACAGCAGCCAGAUCUUUAAAGAUGAUGCUUUGAUAGAUGCUGCCAAGAAUAACGAUUUCUCCAAGUUCAAAGAAUUGCACAGGACUGGCAAAGACUUGAUGAUGCGAGAUCCCACAGGCCAAACUGUCCUUCACCAUGCUGUCAAAUCAGGGAGUAAGGAGAUUGUGAAAUACAUAAUUGAAAACGCUCCUGCAGAGAUUUUGGAUGUGGCAGAAGAAGAGAAUGGCGAGACGGGUUUGCAUCAGGCUGCAGCGCUUCAUCAGCGGACCAUCUGCCAUUACAUAGUGGAGGCUGGAGCUUCACUGAUGAAAACAGAUUUGCAGGGAGACACACCCAAGCACAGAGCUGAGAAGGCAAAUGAUCCCGACCUGGCUGCCUACCUCGAAAAUCGACAGCACUAUCAGAUGAUCCAGCGGGAGGAUCAGGAAACAGCCGUGUAGCGCUCAGCAUGCCUUCAUCGUUUCCCGGGGGUGGGGGCAAAGAAGCCGAGUAGCGCGGGAACCUGGCUAGCCUUUUCUUGAAUGUCCAUCACACAGAGGAUCCAGAGUUUUCUGUUUAGGUUUGGCCACGGUGCUGUUAUUUAUUUAUGUAGUGGGUAUUGAACAAUGCUGACUGCCACAUCCCUCACCGCCAUCACAUUCCAUGGAUGGAUACCUCUGCCUGAUAUUUCAUUCCUAUCUGCUUCCAAGUUUUCUUGACCCUCGUCGCUGCUGCUCUCAAAGCAGGAAAAAUACUCCCUUCUAGCUAUUGGUGGAGCUCCAUUUCAGAUAUCUGCUCCAUUCCCAGGCCACCGUUGUGCAACCUUAUGUUAUCUCCCUAAAGGCAGCAUCUGCAACCCUUUUUAGAUCCUCUGAAGCUUCAUCCCACCGAUUCUGCUGAUUUCCCAGCAAUAGGUAUUGUCUUUCUCAAUAGUUUCAACGGAAGCAAUGCCCGUCGUCUCGGUAUAUUCUAUACUGGAAGUUUGCUAGCACAAUUUUUGAGAAGGCAUACAGAAGAGACUCGUGUUUAUUUGCUAUAGCCCUUUCUUGUUAUUCAGGCACUGUAGUAUUCAAUUACUUGUGUAAACUCUGGGUGACAGUCACAUUGACAAGCAAUCCAAGUAGCCAAAGCAAGCUAUGGACUUGGUUUGCAUCCUCUCAGCACAAUAUAUCCCUCUUCCUCCCUUUCUUUUAUUCUCUUUACUAUGUUGACCCUGUACUGCAAGCCCACAUGCUGUAAAGGAUGUUUAUAUAUCUUGCAAAAACAGGGAACACCAGGUCAAAUCCCACUCUUUCCCAUUUAAGCUGCUGCAAGCUGAGUUUUGAGACUGCCGCACUAAAUGUUUUGAGCAAAGUGCCUCCUCUCCAGGUUUCUUUCCCCCCAUCUUUUCUCUCUCUUUCUGUUCUCAUAUAUUACCUUUCUCUGCUUUUUACAUUCACCGGUUUAGGAAACAGUAGCCAGUUGUAAACAUAUUCGAAAUAUGUUUGGAAAGCUUGGAGUUUGCUGAAAAGGGGAGAGAAAUCUCAUCCGAAAAGGCCAUUGGCACUUGCCAUACCUCAGGACAGAGCAUUAUCAGUACGGAAAUUACCUUUUCAUUUUAAGGAGAUAGGAGUAACUAUAAAAUGCAUCACUAUAAAGCGAACUAUUCCUAUCAACUAGUGUUAAUGGCACAUUUUUAUCCAGGGACUUGUACUGAUGGUAGUAGUAAUGAAUGGAAAGGUUCCUGUACAGCCAUCUGAUUUCUUGCCUAAAAUAGAAUGGUCCCUCCAGUUGGUUCCUAGAUUCAUACAUAGGCACAGGAUACCCCACAUCAAUUUAUAAUAUUUUGGUGCACAAACUUAACAAUAUGCAAGUCCUAUGGGCACAAUUGGAGGCAGAUCCUAAUUAUCAUCCUGAGAUAUUUUGUUUACCCAAGUCUCCCAUCCUAACUGUCCCCUUUUUGGGGGGAAGGGUUGUUUCUAAAGCAAAGCAACCCAAAACUUCCCAACCCUUAAUGUUCAGAGAAUGUGAAAUAUAGUCAACCUGCGUGUAGAUUGAAUUGAUAACCCAACUGAUUCGCUAAAACAGGGACUAUGUGAAAUCCAGCUGUCAUGCAGUUGAGUUUACAAGCAUAUAAACAUGCUGUUCUACCUGAACAGUUCAGAUUAAAUAAUUUGAAUGCUCUACCUGGUCAAGAAGGGUGGACUGAAACCAGACCAAAGUUUUUUUAAAAAGAAUUUACAUCUCCAGUGUGGGCAAGAAUUCUUCUGAAUCUGAUUGAGACUAUAGGUUCUGUUCUGAAACUGUUGAAAAAUAGGUGGCUUUCUAAGGACACUGGAUCACAAAUGUAAUGACCCACAGAAGAAAUUUUUGUGCACAAAAUAUAUUUAAAUUGGGGCAUCUUAAAAGAACAGGAGAAGCAAGCUGCUGGUGAAAUCAGCAGUAAUUUACCAGGGAUUAUCUUCCAUAGAUGGAAGAGUUUCAAUUUAGAAAGAACAGGCUUUAAAGUCACGAUUCUCCGAAUUUUAGGAGGCCCAACAAGAUUAGAGUCAAGAAUUUCUUACAUGUCACUCAGAUAUGUAAGAAUAUCCAGAUCUGACUAGAAGCUUGUCCUCCUUCAAGGCUGAGCUUGCCUGCCUUCUGUAUUUUAAUGCUUUUAAGAUUGGGAUGUUAAAUAUCUCUGAUAGCAUCCGAGACCUGAAAAGAUAGCCAGGUGUCCAUUUGGGAGCUGGCUUUUUCCAGCUGGUUGUGUCCUUGUCCUUUAAACAUGGCACUAAGCAAAGGAUAAUACUCCAAAGCAGCCUGCACUCUGAGCAAAGGUCCCAGGCAAGAUGUGAAUUGUUCUAAAUCAGAAACACUUGUCAUCUCUUUGACAUCACCCCUCCUUUCCUCUCCAGAGAUGUGGUAAAACAGCCAAAACAUUUGGGCACCUGAGGGUGGUGCUGACUCACAGCUGUACCAUAUCAAGCCUAACUGGUUGGAUCAGCUAGAUCAGGGGUCUCCAAACUUGGUCCCUUUAAGACUUGUGGACUUCAACUCCCAGAGUCCCAAAGCUUUGCUUUGCUGGCUGAGGAACUCUGGGAGUUGAAGUCCACAAGUCUUAAAGGGACCAAGGUUGGAAACCCCUGAGCUAGGUCUUUGGCCUUGUACAGCCCACUGCUGUGCCUAUAAUGGCGACUUCCCAUCCUGCAUGACAUGGCUAUAUUGUAUGUAGGUCAACUGAAGAGAAUGCCUCAUUGCUUUGCUCUAAACUAGGAGAGAGUCAUGCUCUGGAUUUUUAAAAUUGUAAACAUUCCUCUAUAUAUACAAGCUGGCUCCCUAAAUGUGUUUUAUAGCCCCAUAGGUCUGCUAUCUUCUCUUCCUCCCUUUUAUAUGUCUUCUUAAACUUUGUACAGGUAGUUCAAAAGCACACUGUUUCCUCAUCUCUAAAUGUUUGUUUGUGCAUGUGUGUGUGUGUCCUAAGCUGAGUUGCUGUGCAAUUCAAACCUUGGCUUGUUCUACUCCAAGGGGGAAGGAGUGUGUUUGAGAGUGUUUUUCCCCCUGUGCAAUACCUGAUUCCCAUUUCCUAGAUUUGGACUAGUAGGACACUUUUGGUUUGAUUGUUUUGGUUUGGUUUGUUUGAUUUUUUUUAAAUGUAACUACAUUGGAAGCUUGUGCUUCCGACUUUCUCUUUGACAGUUUAAAUGUUUUGUUGAGUUUUGCCAUUAAAAUAGAAGGAUGAACAUUUUACUUCCCCUCUCUUAUUU
Ahaetulla prasina is the source of this 6941-nucleotide messenger RNA. RefSeq names its product diacylglycerol kinase zeta (gene DGKZ). Gene Ontology annotation, cellular component: nucleus. Gene Ontology annotation, molecular function: ATP-dependent diacylglycerol kinase activity; protein binding. The record is from RefSeq and is a predicted model, not a curated record. NCBI's taxonomy places the organism in Eukaryota, Metazoa, Chordata, Lepidosauria, Squamata, Colubridae. The transcript is spliced from 33 exons. Gene Ontology annotation, biological process: diacylglycerol metabolic process; intracellular signal transduction; regulation of synaptic transmission, glutamatergic. Bases 660 to 3677 code for a protein of 1005 amino acids.